Messenger RNA from Suricata suricatta (meerkat), 4481 nucleotides. RefSeq names its product CKLF like MARVEL transmembrane domain containing 6 (gene CMTM6). Bases 88 to 636 code for a protein of 182 amino acids. The transcript is spliced from 4 exons. Gene Ontology annotation, cellular component: membrane. Lineage: Eukaryota; Metazoa; Chordata; Mammalia; Carnivora; Herpestidae. The record is from RefSeq and is a predicted model, not a curated record.
GGCCCAGGAAGUGACGGCUCCGCCGGUGGUCCCUGGGAGUCGGUGUAGUUCGCGGCGCCACCUGUGCGGCCACCGCGGUCCUGGGCGAUGGAGAAUGGAGCGGUGUACAGCCCCACCACGGAGGACAACCCGGGCCCUGCCAGGGGCGCCCGGAGCGGCCUCGCCGCCUACUUCUCUCUAGGCCGGCUUCGGUUGCACCGGCGCUUGCUCAAAGUCUUGCAGCUGUUGCUGUCCCUUCUGGCCUUCAUCUGCGAGGAAGUCGUGUCACAGUGCACUUUGUGUGGAGGACUUUACUUCUUUGAGUUUGUGAGCUGCAGUGCCUUUCUUCUGAGUCUCCUCAUUCUGAUCGUGUACUGCACUCCGGUAUAUGACAGAGUCGACGCUGUCAAAGUCAAGUCAUCGGAUUUCUAUAUUACUUUGGGAACAGGAUGUGUGUUUCUGUUGGCAUCCAUCAUUUUCGUUUCCACACAUGACAGGACCCCAGCUGAGACAGCGGCCACCGUAUUUGGAUUUCUAGCAAGCUUUAUGUUCCUGUGUGACUUUGCCAGUAUGGUCUGGGAGAAGCGACAGGAGUCCCAGAUGAGAAAACCUGAGGCGACAAGGAGGACAGAGGCCACUGAGCCACUUAAUGCUUAAGGACCUAGGGGACAGGUGUCACAUACGGUACAAGCCGCGUAGUGCCCGCGCCCCGGCGGAAGCUCUUGCUGAAGCUGUGUAACUGUUAGCCCACUUGUUUGGGGAGCGAGGGGAAGGGCGGGGAGGCACUUGCAUUCAUGCUGGGCUCCGUGUCAGUCACCGCAGAUGAGCCAGAGAACUUUCUGGUUCAAAAAAAUUUUUUAUAAUAACGGUUAAAACUUCCAUCAAAUGAAAUGGUUUUGUUUUUGUUUUGAGGACAGUUUUUUUCUUUAAAUCACAUAGCUCAACUGAUGAUAUUUUAUUCUCUCAUUGUUACUAGGCCUAGCUUCAAAUUACGCUGUAUAGCCAGCAUGAUUAAGUUCAGAAAUUGUUUUAUUUUUAAAUUAAUUUGCUUAGUAGGUUUUUUUUUUGAUGACCAGAUAAAAUUUAAUGUAUAUUUAAGAGAUCACUAUUUAAAAUGUUGGUCUAGAAUAUAAUACCCAAGCUUGACUGUAUCUCACUCAGCCUUAAAAUUAUAUUGUAACAUUUUAGGAUAAUUAUUAUUAACUCUUUCUGAGGCCCUUUCCCGCACAAUAGAAACGGUAUGGGAGGCGUUGUUAUUUUAUAUGUAUAGCAGAAACAACAUCAGAACCCUGUGUUUAUGCUGCACUUUGUUGUUGAUAAGUGAGGGAAAAAAAGAUUUUUAUGUAACAUAACACAUAGAAAAAUGGAAGAGACUCUUAUGGCUAAGGACCAAAGAUUAAAAAAGAUACACUUCUUGCACAAUACAGUGAUUAUUAAAAACAGGCUUUAACCACUUACCACCGUCUGAAGAGAUAAGUUCUAAGUGCAUGCUGGGAGCUAGAAAUUGGUCCAUUUCCUUGUUGGUAUGUGGCUGUUUCUACCGAAGUUAAUUCAGCUCUGUAGGUGCUAUUCAGUGUUUUCUUUGAAACCUACUCUCUUUAAAACCCCAGGCUUCGAUUUCGUUACCUAUUUGAGAUUCUCCCUUUUCUCUUAUCCACAUGGUCCAUCCACUGCUUCAUUGUCUGACGGCACUGAGCCUCUGGCUCUGGCGCUCGCGCGAUGGCCCUUGUCUCUAGGUUGUCCCGACUAUGGGGCCCUUUGAACUGCAUAGAGUAGGUAGCAGGAUCUUUAGGGUUCUUGUUCCCACCCCGGGGAUUACUCUGCCUUCCCUUUGGGGGAGACCUUCUUAAGAAAGUGAGUAUCUAGCAAGUCCUGCCCAGGUUAACACCGAGGAUGGUGUAGGGGGUGGUCACACCAUUCCACUUGAGAUGAGUGCGGGUAGUUUGGAAGAACGCCUCCGAGCCAGCCAGCCAGGGCACUUGGUAGGUCCUUUCUGACCACAUGGCCCGCAGAGUGACCUGGCUAUCGGCUUCUUGGCCUACUGUUAGGUUUUUGACUCAGGACUCUGGUGUGAAGGCAGUGAGCCGAUGCGUCAGGCACUUCAGGACUUUGGCGGAAGUCUUCCAGGCAAGGGGGCUGGGUUUUCUGUCUGAAAGAGUGGAAUCAUGUUUCCAGUGACCCUGUCCUUUUGAAAUUUCUCAUUUGUGUGUGUGGGUGUGGCAAACAUGGUUGUCAGGAUUCACCAUUAGGGCUGGACACAGACUCUCUUACUGACUCAGGACCGCGUCCACUUGUACCCAAGUUUGAACGCCAUGCCCGUGGUGCCGUCACCACUACCCGCCUGGGGGAUAAUGAACCCUGUCACAGACGCUGUGUUCCCGGGGUACACCGUCCCCAAGAGGAGAACUAGCUUAUAGUCGGCAAGUUCUGGAAUUUCACAUCUUACUCUACCACUGUCAUUUUAAAGAUCAUCUAGACCCAGCUGGGUUUCACAGCAAACCAUCUGGGCUACCUCAGGUCCCCGCGCGUGCACGGGCUUGGCUGAGUCUGGUGGACGUGUCCCAGCCGGCCUCCUAUGUACUUUGGCAUCGAGCCUCAGUGUUGCUUGGUCUGAAGCUGGGCUUCCUUCCAUCUGGUGUAUUGGUGCGGAAGCAGGCCUCUUAGCUGCCACCGAAUCCUUCCCGUCGCAGAGAGAGCGUAUCUUUGCUGGUAUUUUGGGUCACUCUAGAACUUUUCUUCAUGCUGUUUUCCCUGAGACCCGUGACUGAUUGGCCUCCCUCUUCUAUUGUCGAAGGGCGUUGAGUAAAAAGACCAUGUGGUGAAUAAAAGACUCAAGGAAAACUUGGGACCAAAACCCUUUUUGCGUCUAAAAAAGGGCAAACAGUAAACUGAAAUUUCACAUAAUUUUCUAAUAAUAGCCAUGUUAGAUUUAAUCUGUUAUAUUUUAUACAAAUAAACUUUAAAAUGGUUAUUAAAGAGUUUAAGGGAAAGUGUACACAUUAUAAGAAUUUCAUACCUGCCAUACUUAAAUUACGUUCUGCUUGGGGGCUGGGGAAUGUAUUUUUACAUUGUUUAUAGCCAGCUUUUGUAUUUAUCAACUUAAAUCCUGUGGGUCUUUUUUUUUUUUUUUUAUCUCUCUCAAUGUCAAAUUUUGUAGUUUUCUUUUUAAAUAAAUCCAUUUUAUUGUCUACGCCUUUGUAGUGGUUUUGUUACUACAGAGGCCUGAUGUUGAAGAUGAACCCUUUCCCAGAGUUCUGGGAGUGGGCUGGGCAAGCUUGGUCAGCGCUCACGUGGGACCCUGGACGGUGGUGCCCGCGCGCGAGGCACCGGCCGAAGGUCAGGACACACGCUGGAACGGAACUUGGAGGGGAUCCAUGUCCGAAGAGUUACAAAGGAAUGUCACAGACUAAACCCCUGUAAAUACUGACAUUUGGACUCUCCGCCACACUUCUCGUUGUGGCUCAGCGGUGCUAAACACGACCCAGGCACGUUCUCUUCAAGGCUCUUUGGUGACUGAGAACGUGUGGUGCGAAACGGGGGGUUGUGGGGAAGCGGCAAGUGUUCGUCUGCAGAAUUCCUGCCUCCAGCCUGUAUGAGAGCAACAAGACCUUUCUAGUCCUCGGGAACUCACUGGGAUUUGUACAUUCCUCAGAGUUUUGUGUCGUUUUGAUAAAGAGCUUUGUGUUGGGGCGCCGGCCAGCUCGGUCGGGAGAACACGUGACGCUUGAUCUCAGCGCUCUGAGUUCGAGCCCCAUGUUGGGUGGAGAGAUUACUUAAAUUUAAAAAGCGGGGGAGGGAGUGUGUCUCAACUGCAAGGCGCAGAAAACCUAAAUAUAAAGGUCUUAAACAGUAAGGAAGAGUUAUUUCGUAAUGAGCCCCGGUCGGGCAGUUCUGUGGCUGGUCCGAGGUCAGUGGCUCAGCGGUAUCAUCAGGGACCCAGACUUCCGUGCUUUUCCGCCCACCUGUCUUCUGCUGUGAGGUUUUAUCCUCGGACUGACCCCUCUGGUGGAGCACAGAGGCGCCAUCUCCAGGCCUCGUCCGCUUGCACAGCCAUGUCCAAGGUCCAAAGAGAAUGGAGUGUGUAUUCCUCCAUCUCCAAGGUGUUCCUUUUUCACAGAAGGUCCUCGGUGGGUUUCACCUACUUGUCUUACUAAAGGACUUUCAGUGCCCAUUUCUAAAUUAUUUACCGACAUGCAGAAUGGCAUUACCGAAACUGGCCUAAAGGAAUCCAGAUCCCUCUCCUGAGGUGGUGAGUCCCCUUUGAAGCGGAUAGUCUUCUGUUACCCGGACAGAUCGGCUCUGAUAGUAAGAGAAGGGCCAUGGGCGUGGGGUUCAACAGGGUCUAUUGUGAGCAUGUCAGGCCCCAGCUAGGGCCAAUGAAAUGCCCAGUGUAAGAAAUGUCUGUAGGCCUGAAUACCCCAAAACAAUGUAAAAUAGAAAAACCAACAGUUUUGAUGUUUAGACUAAAUUAUAAUUGUACAAGUACUGUGUACCAUGGAAAA